GGUGCAGCCAGAAGGAAAGUGGUAAAGUGGCUCCCAUGUGGCUUUCCCUUUGUGCAGCCUAGGAAAUGGUGCUUUGCUGUAACCUGGAUUGCAGAGCCUGCUCAUGCUGACUCAUGAAACCUGCAGCUCUCAGUAUUCCACAUCCUAGACUCAGGCUUAGCUACAGUAGCUAUUGCUCUAACUAUGGGCUGCAGGCCAGGGAGAGAGACAUCAUCCUGCCCACUUUUGGUCUUCAGUGGGUAGAUUAGCUGCUUAGAUCUCUGCAUAGGGGUAACAGCCCUUCAGCCACAGAUGGGGGCCUCCUCCCUAGCCUUCUCUUUUUUCUCCCCCUCCUCUCUGGGGGACUGUACAGCUUUAAGGAAACGUCUGGCAGAUGCAGACGCAGAACAUCUGGGCAGCGUUAGCUGAGUCUCGAAUGAUGCAGGAACAAACCACGCACUUUGGGAAAGUUAAAGCACAAGUUUCCUGAACAGGCUGAGAGAAGGCAAGGAGAGGGAGCAGCGCUGAGACAGGUACCAGUCUACACUGCUGCCUGCUGGGCUCUCCAGGCUGCAGCCUGCCUGCUAACGUCAGAGUGCACUACCAGGCAAGGUGCUGGCUCCCGUGGCCCGGGCCCACCCUGCAUGCUAGAAUGGCACAAGGAGAAGCACCACUCCUGCUGCUUUUCCUCACCAGGCUGGUGUCAUCAACAUGGUAUGAAGGUUCUGGCUACGACAAUACUGAGAGGUACAACAAUGAAGUGUACGUGGAAGAGGCUCCCCAAGCUCCUGCCCUGGAUUAUCGAGUUCCCCAGUGGUGCUAUUCAUUAAACCUCCACCACGGAGAGGCAACCUGCUACUCCCCCAGGGGAGGGAAUUACCGCAGCAGCCUGGGGACACGCUGCGAACUCUCAUGCGAUCGAGGUUUCCGGCUAAUAGGGCGGAGGUCAGUGCAGUGCUUGCCGAGCAGGCGCUGGUCUGGCACCGCCUACUGCAGACAGGUCCGGUGUCAUGUACUGCCGGCAGUGAUGAGUGGCUCCUACCAGUGUUCAGCCGGGGCGCUGCUUGACUCUCACUGUGAUUACUCUUGCCUCCCCGGGUACCACCUGGAGGGUGACCGCAGCCGGAUGUGCAUGGAGAACGAGCGGUGGAGCGGCAGCGAGCCAAUCUGUGUAGAUAUUGAGCCCCCCAAGAUCCGAUGCCCAGAGACACGAGAGAGGAUGGCAGAGCCAGAGAAGCUGACAGCUACUGUGUACUGGGACCCACCCCACGUGAAGGACUCUGCUGAUGGCAUCAUCAAGCGAGUGACACUGCGGGGCCCAGAACCUGGGUCUGAGUUUCCAGAGGGGGAGCAUGUUAUCCGUUAUAUCGCCUAUGACCAGGCCUACAACCGAGCCAGCUGCAAAUUCAUCGUCCGAGUCCAAGUGAGACGCUGCCCUGUUCUGAAGCCGCCACAGCAUGGCUACCUCAGCUGCACCUCUGAGGGCAAUAACUACGGUGCCACAUGCGAGUAUUUAUGUGACGGGGGCUAUGAACGCCAAGGGAGCCCCUCCCGCGUCUGCCAGUCCAGCCGCCACUGGUCAGGAUCCCAGCCCGUUUGUGCGCCCAUGCAGAUCAACGUGGACGUGAACUCGGCUGCUGGCCUCCUGGAUCAGUUCUAUGAGAAACGCCGGCUCCUGAUAGUCUCGGCUCCUGACCCCUCCACUCGCUACUACAAGAUGCAGAUCGCCAUGCUGCAGCAAGCCACCUGUGGGCUGGACCUGCGGCACGUCACCAUCCUCGAGCUGGUGGGGCAGCCCCCCCACGAGGUGGGCCGCAUCCGUGAACACCAGCUCCGGGCUGACAUCAUCGAGGAGCUCAGACAAUUCCUGCAUGUCACUCGCUCCACUUUUAAUAUGGUGCUGAUCGACAAGCAGGGCGUGGACCGCGAGCGCUACAUCGAGCCUGUCACCCCCGAGGAGCUCUUCACCUUCAUUGACACCUACUUGCUGAGCAGCCAGGAGGUCACCCAGCGAGCACAAAGCAAGGACAUGUGUGAAUGAGUGACUCUGCAUGGGUGGGGGCUGAUCCCUGCAGUCCAGGUGCCAGUGCUCCCACCCCUUCACAUUCAGAACCCCACAACCUCAGGACAGAGAAUUUCCUUUCCGCAUCAUCUUGGGUCAGCUGUGAGGGAGGAAAUGGUGUCAAAGGUCACAGACUUUUCAGUGGAGGUGGGAGCUAGCUGGGCCAAGCCAAUGUUACAGCAGCCUUUUACUACACCAGGCCAGCAGUGAGGUUAGGAGAAAAGAGGAGUUUAGGGACAUUCUCUCUUCCCCUCCCCCCACCCCAAAUCAGCCUCUGCCCUGGCCCAAACCAUCACUAUCAGACCAGCAGGGGGAGGCUGCCAGUCAGGAAGGAGGGGUCCAAGCUCAGGUUGGAAUAGCAGGGGCUGCUGCAUCUCAGGAGCAGAACAUCAAUGGGUAAACUUAGGUCAC
Gopherus flavomarginatus (Mexican gopher tortoise) is the source of this 2452-nucleotide messenger RNA. It is a transcript of the gene SRPX2, whose product is annotated as sushi repeat containing protein X-linked 2. The coding region runs from base 632 to 2020 and encodes 462 amino acids. The record is from RefSeq and is a predicted model, not a curated record. Lineage: Eukaryota; Metazoa; Chordata; Testudines; Testudinidae. The transcript is spliced from 11 exons.